UUAAAACAAGUGGAUUGCACCAAAAGUGCAAAAUGGCGGCGACAAUUAGCGGAGGAGGAGUUUCCACGGUUUCUCACACCCCUCAGGAGUUGCAGGCAGAGAUCAAGACAUUCGUCCAGGGCAAACAUGCGACGUUUGGGCACAAGCUGACUUUGGAGGAGCAUGCCAGAAGCGCCCUCUCUCUGCUGAGGACUGUACCUGCAGCCCGCUCGGCCGUGCUGGAGUUCCUGCAGGGGAUCUUUGAUGAAGCAGUCAAUUCUCACAUCCUGCAGAUCGAGAGUGAAGGUUCAGGGACAGUGGGUCCUAACCUGGACCCAGUCAUACAGGAGGUGUGCAGUGUUUUACUGGGGUUUGUCAAGGUCAACCCUCAAGCCUGGGCUCCUCUUAUUUCUGCUUGGUCCAUUGACCUUCUGGGACAGAUUAGCACCAAGUAUGCAGGAAGAAGAGGAGUCCCUCAUUCCUCCAGCCUGAAUGAACUGUUACAGCUAUGGAUGACUUGCAAAGCAACAAGAACACUAAUGGAUAUCUACACCCAGUGUUUAGCAGCCAUGACUGGUAGCUCAGCGGACCUGUGCGUAGAUGCACUACUGGACACCUCAGUGCAACACUCUCCACACUUUGACUGGGUGGUGGCUCAUAUUGGGUCAUCCUUCCCCAACACCAUCAUCACCCGUGUGCUGUCCUGUGGUCUGAAGGACUUCUGUAGCCACAGCAGCAGCAAGGCCACAGAGAGCCAUGUUCCCAAGCUGGCGUCUGUGGUGGGCAUCCUGGGCCACCUGGCCGCUCAUCACGCACAGGACAUCAGGGAGGCCCUGCUGCAGCUCUUCCAUGUCAGUCUAAGUGAGAGUAAACAGGAACAGUACACGGUGCCGUUCCUACUGGAGCUGGCUACCAUGUCUCCCAUGCUGCUCAGGGUCAUCACAACUGACCUGGUCGACUCAUUGAGUGCUGAUGUACUGAACCAGUUGGCAAGGCAGUUGUCUAAAGGAAGGUCCAAGGCAGACAUGGAAGGACUGAUAUCCCUGGUGGUUCACCUCAUCACUAAAACCAGCAGUGGCUGCCAGAAGGUCCUGAAGUUCCUACUGGAUACUGCCUGUCCAAUCAACCAGAAAGAUGAAGUGCCACUGGACCCUGCUGUGCAACAGACAUGCACAGUCAUUCUGAACACCCUUGUAGCAGACCUGCAGAAGUUGGUGUUUGGAAGCCAACAGGGAGACAUCACAGAAAUCCUCUUCCUCUCAGAGUUACAAGGACACAGGACACACUUGUGUCAGGAGAUGCUAUUGGUCAAUGGUAACAGACAGUGGUGGCUGGUACAAAUACUGAGACUGCUGGGGUGUCACCUUGGAGAGAGUUGUGCUGCAGACAUUGUCACCUACAACCUACAACAUGCCCAGUCUCAACAACAGCUGUGUCUGCUGCUGGAGCUGCUGGAAGGGUUCCAGUGCUGCCUGCCUGACGUGACAGGUGCAGCUGUCUGCAGGUGUAUGGACUCACUACAGACAGGCACGCUCAACAACGCACAGGCAAGAAGAUUGUUGGCAAACAUUGUUCACCUGUUGAAAAGUGACGACAUGAGCAAGAGGCAUUUCAGGUGGCAACUGCAAGAGGCCAUCCUGUUGCACCUGCAGCCCAUGACAUCACAGCUGGAACACAGCUGCCUCCAGGUGGCUGCCAAAGCCAUGCAGAUCCAGGCCAUCGUGGGCUUACCUGCCAAACCCACCACACCUGCCCUCAUCCACACCUGCCAGGCAGCUGUCAGGUGUUUCUUCAGGGUGCUGCAUGAUACAGACCUGGAAGAGAAGAUAACUGUAGUACAGUACUGUAAGGUGUACCUGUCACAUCUGUGUGGUGUACAGCUGGGACAGACACUGGUGAUACGCCAUCUGGUACAGGGGGUACUGGACAAGCAGAACAUCCAGCUGGGUCGCUCCAGCACACCCACAGUCUUCCAUGCUGGAGUCAUCGGCAAGGGCCUCAGGGCAAAGUCUGAUGCCAGGCAGCUGCCAAGUGACCAGGUAACAGCGAGCUGCCAGGCUGUGUUAGAUGUGUUGUACACCUGUACUCUCCACGAGCACCAUCACGCCUCCAUCCCCAAACACGAGGAAGACAGGAUGGACUCCUCUGACUGUCGAGUGGAGAGGAGGAGAAUAUCAUCAUCAGGCUCGAGAACUCUUGCAUUGCUGGUGGUGGAACUGGUGUGUCCAGAUGUCAUCCAAGCCCCCACAGACUGGCCUGAUGAGGAGUUCACCAAGUACACUGUAGAGAGAGAUUUGCACAUAACAAGACAAUUUAAGGAGCAUCCAAUACUUUGGGACAUCUUGAAGAUGAUAGCAGAAGGGAGAACAGCCCUGUGCCACUGUGCAAUAUUGCUGAGUAGUGUAAUAUCCACACUGAUCACCCACUGGGAGGGUUCACGCAGCAGUGUGACGGCUGAUUCUCCAUGGCACCUCCAGGCUUCCUGUAAGGCACUGGAGUGUAUGGGAGAGGCCCAUCUCCUGCCUGCUCCAUUAGGUUAUAUUUCAGAACUGUUCCACAUCGUGACUCCUUACGAGGUGGCUCUCCUGCUCAGGGAGGUGUGGAAGUUUAUGGUGGAAAAUCCACCUUCACCAGAGCUAUACAGUAUGAGGGAUAUCACAGGACGACCCAUCAGAUUCUUCAACCCAGACCUAGUAAGGAAGCACCUUGCAGUGGUACUUUCCAUCCUCCACAGCAACAUCCCAAAACUUGGUCACCUCUACUCCAGGUUCCAACUUCAGUAACUAUUCUCCAACAUUGUAAAGAUCACUGUAAAUUGUAAAGGUUACAAUAUUACAAUCUAAACAGGUUUACUAACAUCACCACUGAGAGGACAUUCAUAUGACUGUGUACAUACAUUGUACAAAGGGAUACAGAUGGAUUACAACAUCUAAGUUGA
Messenger RNA from Branchiostoma belcheri (Belcher's lancelet), 2917 nucleotides. Its product is annotated as integrator complex subunit 5-like. Gene Ontology annotation, cellular component: integrator complex. Gene Ontology annotation, biological process: snRNA 3'-end processing. The record is from RefSeq and is a predicted model, not a curated record. Lineage: Eukaryota; Metazoa; Chordata; Leptocardii; Amphioxiformes; Branchiostomatidae.